UCAAAAGCAUUUGCUGCAACAGAGGUGUAUGUGAUCCUCUUCUCUUGAAUCACUAUGAUGCGUUUUUUCAUCUUUUUGACAGUCUUCUGUGUCCUUGCACAAGGAUGCCCUAAAAUCAUCUCUAGAGCUAGCUGGGGAGCAUCUCCUUCUAAAUGUCAAGCCAGGUUACCUAGAGCUCUGAAAUAUGUUAUUAUCCAUCAUACAGCUGGUGCCUCCUGCACUACAGAAUCUGCAUGUAAAGCCCAGGCCAGGAGCAUCCAGAACUUUCACAUGAAAACAAAUGGCUGGUGUGACAUCGGAUACAACUUCCUGAUAGGAGAGGAUGGACAGAUUUAUGAGGGUCGAGGUUGGCAGACUGUUGGAGCACAUGCCAAAAACUACAACUCCAAUUCUAUUGGCAUCAGUUUCAUGGGAACCUUCACCAAUCGUGUUCCAAACUCUGUGGCUCAGCAAGCAGCUAAAAAUCUGAUAAACUGUGCAGUAGCUAAAAAUGUCAUAAACACAGAUUACACUCUUAAGGGACAUCGUGAUGUGUCAUCUACAGAAUGCCCAGGAACAAGCUUUUACAAUCUCAUCAAAAAUUGGCCCCACUUUAAGGCUUAAAGUCGAUAUUUAGAUAAAUAGCGCAUGUGUUGAACACCCUUUACUUGUUUUUUAUAUGUAUUGCACUAAAUAUUAUGAAUAAUAACAUUUUCCACCUUCUUCUGAGAAGGAAGUUAAUUAUGCUGUAAUUUACCCAUCCCAGUUUCAAUAAAAAGAACAGGCAGCAUUCAAAUCCUAUUUAUUUUGCACAUGUUGCUGAAAAGUGCAUGCAGGUAAAUAUUGCCGGUCUAAGGGCAGAGACACACCUGAAGAUUCGGGGAGAUUAGUCGCCUGGUGACAAAUUGCCUCUUUUUCGGGCGACUAAUCUCCCGAACUGCCUUCCUGCUGACUAGAAUCUAAAUCGCCGAAGAGCUCCGAGUGCCAUCCCGUCAGCGAUUUAGAUUCUAGCUGGUGGGGAGGCAGUCACCCAAAGAAGAGUCGAUUUGUCGCCAGGCGACUAAAUCUCCCCGAAUCUUCACGUGUGUCUUUGUCUUAAAGAAGCUUUUUAUUAUCAUCCAAUCCGAUUAAGAGGAAUUAAGUAAUUGUACCAAUGAUAGGGAGAGGACAAAAGCAGUACUACUGUUAAUUUGUACUGUAUUCAUACCCAUACACCAUGUUUUUGGCAUUAUAGACCCUUUUCUCGUGUGUCCAAUGUACUAUGCUUAAUGAGUAUUGUAUUUACUAGUAAACAUAAACAUAGAUGGUAUCAUUUACAUUUUAAUUCCUUUAAAACACCAAUUUCUUGUUAAUUGAUCGAAUAUACAAUUUAAUGCAAUAUGUUAUGUGUUUCUAUAGCUAAGAUUUUCUUUUGCCUCUUUAUUCAUGUUAUAUUAAACGUGAUUCACAUGAAAA
Messenger RNA from Xenopus laevis (African clawed frog), 1434 nucleotides. RefSeq names its product peptidoglycan recognition protein 1 (gene pglyrp1l.S). The coding region runs from base 55 to 603 and encodes 182 amino acids. The transcript is spliced from 5 exons. Lineage: Eukaryota; Metazoa; Chordata; Amphibia; Anura; Pipidae. The record is from RefSeq and is a predicted model, not a curated record.